Molecule: messenger RNA, 929 nt
Organism: Hordeum vulgare subsp. vulgare (domesticated barley)
Lineage: Eukaryota; Viridiplantae; Streptophyta; Magnoliopsida; Poales; Poaceae
Exons: 2
Coding region: 187-615 (142 amino acids)
Source: RefSeq, a predicted model, not a curated record
CUCGCUAUAAAACACGCGCUUCCAGGCCAUUGGAGGCUCCACCCCAUUCUGUUUAGCCGCUAGCUGCUGGCCGGUGCUGGACUGGUACCGCUCGCUCGCCCCACUGACCCCAGCUCGCUUCUCCUUCUUCUCCACCCCAUUCUGUCUGCCCCUGUGUCCCGCGCUGCCUGCGUGAGCGUGAACCGGAUGGAGAAGACGAGGCGGCGGCAGGUGCCGGCGUUCGGGGAGUGGAACUACUGCUACUACUACGACGAGCCGCCGGCCGCGGUGGCGCUGGCCGUGGCGGCCGAGUGCUACCAGCCGGAGCCGGAGGCCUGCAGCGACGUGUGGUUCAGGUACUCGCCGCCGCCGCGCAAGCCGACGCCCAAGAAGACGCGGAGGGCGGAGCAGGGCGACGUGGCUCGUCGCGAGAAGGUGGAGAGGCGCGGCUCCAGGGCGCUGGACGCUGCCGGCGACGGCAUGCCUCGCGCCGCGGCCAAAGCCGGCUCUAGGGUGGUGCGCCCGGUCGACGAGGACCUGUACCAGGUCCCGCCCCCGGAGUUCGCCUCCCGCCGGCCUAGGCGGAAGAGGAGCCUGCUGAUGGGAUGCCUGGGCCUCAACUCAUGCGUCGCCUGAAUCUGUGUGCCCAUGGAAUGCUGAGACUCCUACUCCUAGAUCGAGAUAGUAGUGGUAGUAUUAACUAGAUUGAGUGAGUGCUGGUUCUUCGUUGCUGUGUGUCUUGGUAGUUUUGAUCUCUUGGGCUAGUGAUCGAUCACUUGUAAUGCUCUCGAGCUGUUUAUUUCCACCAUGGGUUUGUAUACGCAGGUCUCGUGUUUAGGCUGGGUCAGUGAGUUGGUGGUGUAGAUCUAGGCAUGUUUGGAUCAUGCCCAAAAUGUACCCUACUCCAAUAUUUUGGCCAUGAUCCAAAAAUAGGUACCGGUGUUUCAUUA